GACAGCCCCGACUCCGGGCUGCCCCCCAGCCCCAGCCCCAGCCCGCCCUUCUACUCCCUGGCGCCUGGCAUCCUCGACGCCCGCGCGGGGGGCGCCGGAGCCUCCUCGGAGCCCCCCGGACCCGGCGAGGCCAGAGCGACAGGAACCUUUCUUUCCCGGGAUGGUGAGGGAUGUUGCGGUGGAGCUGAAACGAUACCUGGGCCAGGCUGGAAGCCCACUUAGGAGCCUCACGAGUUUGUCUCCCGCCAGACUUAGGGGGACCUGCAGGUGGCCUGGUGGCUGAGCUGAGACUGGGUGGCCCCGCAGGCAGGAGCGAGAGCUGGGGGGAAUCCUGUUCCUUAUGGACUGGAGGGAAUGACAAGUUGAAAUCUGGAGUUUGCUAACAACCCCGGUGGCAUUUAUUUGCCCACUCUGCACGUUGAAUCUCUUCUCUGCCUGGUGUACGUGUCUGCACCGCGAUGCCACCUGGUACCUCACAGGGCAGUAAAUGCCUCCCCCAGCUGAAAAUCGGAAAGGAACGGUCCCUUUGCCUCGAGAUAAUGACAAGAAUUUCAUUGGUGCCUCCCUUGCUCCUGGGUCCAGUGGGUCCCAAACUUGACUCGGCGUUAAGAGUAUCUGAGAUCUUCACAAAAUACCCAUGCCUGCCUCAUACCCCCAGAACUUCUCAUUUCAUUGGUACAGGCUGUGAUCUGGACCUCAGGAUUUUUAAAACUUCCCCAUGUAUUUCUAAUGUGCAGCCCCCGCCCCUCCCCGCGAACGCCCCCGCGCUGGACAUGAGGCCCCGGAUGCUGCCAGUAUUCUUCGGGGAGGGCAUCGCGGUAAAUCCGGAACCCGCACACGAGAUCCGCUGCAACUCGGAGGUCAAGUACGCCUCGGAGAAGCACUUCCGUGACAACGUCUUCUACGCGCCCGUGCCCACGGUCACGGCCUACAGCGAGACGAUCGUGGCGGCGCCCAACUGCACGUGGCGUAACUACCGGAGCCAGCUGACCCUGGAGCCGCGCCCGCGCGCCCUGCACUUCCGCAGCACCACCAUCAUCUUCCCCAAGCGCGCCCGCAGCACCUUCCGCACCACGCUGCAGUGCAGCCUGGGCCGGCCCAGCCGCUGGUUCACCUCCAGCGUGCAGCUCCAGCUGUGCCAGCCCACGGUGCUCUGACGGGGCGGCCGCUCCCAAGUGACCCGGAGGGGGCCCUGGAUGCUCCAAAGGACCAUGGACUCCAGGGAUGGGCCUGGAGCCGGGGCAGGAGGGGGGUGGGGACCCGCGGGCCUGGCCUGCAGCCGGAUGGGUCCAGCAUGGCAGAGUUGGUAAAUGUAUCGAUUUUAUUAGGCUGUAAAGAGGCAAAGCAGCCUGGCCGUGGCUCUCUGGAGAGCAGAGGGCAGGGGCCAUGCAGCUAGGUGGCAGCCGCCCCAAGGGGCAGCGAGAGAACGAACCUUGGCUGGGGGCCUCCUGCAGCUCCUGACACCCUACCACCCCAUCUGUCCAGGGCUGGUGGCCUGGCUCCCAGGCUGUGUGAGCAGAGGGGUGCCAUCCAGACACCCACUGCUCCCAGAAAGGGGUAUUUGCAAAGUGGGCCUUUCAAGUGUGUGCAGCUUGGGACCGAGAGGCCCAGGCCAAGGGCCAUGACUGGGCACCCCCUGGUGAACGUUGGGCCUGGAGGUGGGAUGGACAAAGGCUAGAUGCUGCUGUUGGUUAUAUGGUGGUGGGGGUGGGGGUGUGCAACCUGGAAAAGACCUUGCCUUAGCUGUCCCAGCAUCCUCUGCCCCAGUGGGGAAGAUUUAGGGCACAGCCCACCUAAACUGAGGCCUCCGAGCUCUGCGUUGGAGCCUCAGUGGCAGGGUGUCCCUCUUGUCCACCCCCUCUGUCCACCCAAGCCUGCAGGACUCUCCGACGUCAGAGCCUUCAUGCCAGGUGUCAUGGGGAGGUGUUCAAACUCUCUGGAAAUGUCCCCUGUCUGAGGCCUGGGCUCAGCUGUCAGCUUACAGAGAUACCGUGGGGGGCCGGGCCACCUGUAGCGUGAAAAAGAUGAUUCUACGGUGACAGUGCUGCAGGGUUUACCUCGCACGUGUGAUGUCACGAGAGGAAGACCAGCCAGGACACGCUGCGGUUGGGGGGAUCCAGCCUGCUGCUGCCUGGGACAAAUGCCCCAGAAGCCCCAGAGGUGUCUGCGGGAAUGCCCCCAGACCUGAAUGGACCUAGUGGGUAGGGGGCUUGCCCCCCCCCAGACAGGGCAAGGGUUGAGGCUUUAGUGCCCUCACGCAGGUGAGGAGGGGGACUCAGAGCUCACAUCCCAGAGAGGCAAAAUGACUGAUAUAUUUUUAUAUAUCUACACAUACGGUGCGUGUUCUCUCCAGAGAUGCUUUUUGAUCAACAGAGAAAUAACUUAAGAAUUGAUUAUCUUAAUAAAAUGUCCAAACCCAAA
This is a messenger RNA of Rhinolophus ferrumequinum (greater horseshoe bat), 2421 nucleotides long. It is a transcript of the gene RFLNA, whose product is annotated as refilin A. NCBI's taxonomy places the organism in Eukaryota, Metazoa, Chordata, Mammalia, Chiroptera, Rhinolophidae. Bases 459 to 1157 code for a protein of 232 amino acids. The transcript has 4 exons. Gene Ontology annotation, cellular component: actin filament bundle. The record is from RefSeq and is a predicted model, not a curated record. Gene Ontology annotation, molecular function: filamin binding. Gene Ontology annotation, biological process: negative regulation of bone mineralization involved in bone maturation; actin filament bundle organization; negative regulation of chondrocyte development.